GGAGGAGUAGUCGCGGAAUAUGCUCACUAUUUCGAUCCUAACGCUACAAGCAGUCAAGCUCGACUCGACUACAUCACCAUCGCUGAUAUAUUUACAAAACCAGCUGACUCCGUCGUAUCUACUCAACAGUCAGUGCCAUGCGAAUACAAUUUACUUUCUAACGAUGCUCACAAAUUAGUGAACGGUUCGUCGUUGUCUGUGAUAUCCUCUCGCCGUGACCAUCAAGGUCACGUGUUGUCUGUGGACUUUUCGUCCGAUAACAGAUGGGCAAUAUCAGCUGGUAGCGCACAGUUAUUGCUGUGGGAUUUGACGAAUCUUGCGACACCAUUUUCACCUGGUACUCCCAAUUUUGCUGAGCCAGUCACGAUUACAAAAGGCAGUCCGGUGAUUCAGGUGAAACGAGUACGAUGGAAUAGAUCCAUGAGUAAUAUUUUGGCGUCAUUGACCUCUCAUCGUGGAAGUCUGUGGGACAUGCGACGCCCUGGUGGUCCGAUUCUCGAGUUUGCAGAGAUUGGAACUGGCGGUGAUUGGGCAGAUAUUUGCUGGAAACCAGAAGAUUCUUCUACACUAAUCAUGUGCAGCCAGGUGGCACUGACGCCGGGUGUACAGAAAUGGGAUCUCCGUUAUCCGACAGCGCCAGUGAAUGAGUUCCACGUGCAUGAUCGAGGAGUGACAGCGAUCGAUUGGCAUCGAAGAGAUCCACGCAUGGUUGUGUCAGCAGGGAAUGAUGGCUUUGCAAGGGUUUUCAAUCCGGACACAGGAGAAAUAAUUGGGGCCGUACAGCUGCAACAG
Messenger RNA from Ostertagia ostertagi, 792 nucleotides. The record is from the annotation of a GenBank genome assembly. Lineage: Eukaryota; Metazoa; Nematoda; Chromadorea; Rhabditida; Trichostrongylidae.